Molecule: messenger RNA, 10485 nt
Organism: Pristis pectinata (smalltooth sawfish)
Lineage: Eukaryota; Metazoa; Chordata; Chondrichthyes; Rhinopristiformes; Pristidae
Gene: plekhh1
Product: pleckstrin homology domain containing, family H (with MyTH4 domain) member 1
Exons: 29
Coding region: 429-4736 (1435 amino acids)
Cellular component (GO): cytoskeleton
Source: RefSeq, a predicted model, not a curated record
UGUCGUGGGUAGGCAGGUUGAGUAGGAUGGAAUCUGAUUGGCCGAACCCAGCUCCUCCCGCAGAGGACCAGCAGCGAGGGUGAAGAGUAGUGAGAUGUGAACGGAGAGAGUGUGAGUGUGUGUUGUCCUGUUGUUGGGGGCUGAUGUAAUUUCCGCCGCUCGGUAUUUGGGACUUGUCUGGUCACCUGAUCCCUGGCACGCCGAGCCCGCGGGACGGAGGGGAGGGGAAGGGAGGUGCACGGGUGGCCCGGCCCGGGAGCUCUGCAGUCCGGCACCGCAGUGGGGAGAAGAUCCGGCCCGGAUCAGGUACCAUGGAGCAGCGAUCUCACUGAGCGUCCCCUCCAGCCGCUGCAGCGAUCCGCCGAGGAGCCGAGCGCCAGGGUCAGAGGACCACGAAGCCUUUCCGUUGCCGGUGAGAGCCGGUCACCAUGGCAAUGGUGGCAGAGAACGGCAAUGGCGGCUCCAGUUGGCAGAAGCGGUGCGUGGCGCUGGAGUCCCAGCUCUAUAGGUUCCGGCUGCAGGCAGGCAAGAUCCGAGAACUCCUGGCUGAAAAGAUGCAGGAGUUGGAACAAAGAGUGAUUGAGGCAGACCAGCGGGCUGAGACAGCAGAGAAACAGGUACAGGCUCUGAGGGAGAAGCUGAAAGCAGCCAAUAUCCAGACCAGUGAAUCGGAGAAUAGUUUACUCAGGAGGUACCAUGAGAUGACCAACACACUACAGGAAAAGGACGACGUGAUUCAGAGGCUGGAGCAACAGCUGGACAAGCAGAACAAGCUGAGAGGCCAGGAGGCGAAGGUAAUUGAAGAGAAGGCAGCCAGAAUCAAGGAGUGGGUGACAUUUAAGUUGAGAGAACUGGAAUUCGAGAACUAUCAACUCAAAGUAACCACCCGCAAGCAAGCUGAAGAAAUCCAGGCCCUGCAAAACAAGAUUCAAGAUUUACAAGGCAAGAGGCCGGUGGCUGAUGUGACAGAGGUCUCCGGCUCUCCUCCCGGGCCCCCGACUCCUCGGACCCCUACUCCGCCAGAGAAGCCCGACCAGGCCGCAAAGCUGCCCCCUGAGGGCAAGAAGGAGCUGCGUCAGGAGGGAAGCGACCCGGCAGGUGAAGGGAGCCCAGGAGGGGAAGCAGAUCAGGGCACCUGCAGUCCGACCCAAGCAGCGUCAAGCCCCUGCGGUUGGGAUCAGGGGGGUUUGCUCCUCAACGGCGAGUUGCAGGGGUCGGCAGACAACUCGGAGUUUGAGGGAGCGAGGGUUGAGCACGCCAAGCCGCAGAGGGUGGCCAAGGAGAUCCCGAAAACAGCCUUGGAUGACCAGAGUGGGUCGGUCCCACCGACUGCCGCACAGAAGGAGGUUUCCCCCGAUGAACUCGACGGCAGGUUCCGCUCGCAAAGACUGAACUCCCACUCGCCUUCAAGCGAGACCAACGUGACAAACCUCCAGCUCCCCACUGGGCUGGCACCCAAACUGUCCUUGCCACCCUCGCCCAGACCCAAAGCUGCUGCACCCACACUACUGACCCUGGCCACCAAGAAAGGCAGCGCGGGCACCAGUAUGACCCUGCCCAAGGUCAGGACCCCACUGGUACCAAGGGACAGCAUCCAGCUGGCAAAGAAGCACUACAGCCAGCCCCAAGCUGGCGCCGAGAGGUUCAACCACGUCAUCUCCAUUGACAUCUCCUCCUUCAAGCCCGCGGCCUCCUCACCGCUGGCCGUCCAGGUGCAGGAGACAGACAUUGACGACGUCUCCGAGCAGAUGGAGACAGACGAGAGCACCGCCGCUCCUGAGCCAGAGCUCACCCUCCCCGACCCGCCCGGCGUGUCAGGGGAGGAGGCCCUUGAUCCUGAUUGUGCCAAGCGUGUCUCCACCAACAAGCCCCCGCCCCCACCGCUGCACCGCUUCCCUUCAUGGGAGGGUCGAAUCUACGCCCUGGCGAAAUCAGGCAUGAGGAUGUCGGAAGUGACCUUUGGAGCUAGUCCCUCUAAGAGACUGUCGAACCUUCCAGCAAGUAUCACAUCUGGCCCCUUCACUCACCUCAUCUACAAGAACGUGACUGUUCCUGUCUACACCACAUUGAAAGGGAAAGCCACGCAGAUCAGCAACAUUCCCUUCCCCGAUGAGUCCUCUGGAUCCGACGAUGACAGCAGUUCCCAAGCCAGCUUCCGAACAUCCACCGCAGGAUCCGAGUCAAGGAAAACCAAUGGCCCCGGGAGCCCCCGAGCUGUGAAAAGAGGCGUCUCCAUGUCCUCCGUCAGCUCAGAAAGCGAUUAUGCCAUCCCUCCUGAUGCCUGUUCCGUGGACAGUGAUUAUUCCGAGCCCGAGCACAAGCUCCUCAGGACCUGUUCCGUCUACUCUACCGAGAGCAACUGCAACGAGCCUUUGGAAAAGUCUGGGUACCUACUGAAGAUGGGAGGCCGGGUAAGGACAUGGAAAAGGCGAUGGUUUAUGCUGAGGAACAGCGAGAUCCUGUACUACAAGUCACCUAGUGACGUCAUCCGCAAGCCCCAAGGCCGGAUCGAGCUCGGCUCCUCCUGUCGUAUUGUGCGUGGGGAGGGAGCUCAGACCUUCCAGCUGGUGACGGAGAGCAGGACGUACUACCUGACUGCCGACUCCCCCAACAUCCUCGAGGAGUGGAUCCGCGUACUACAGAAUACCCUGAAGGUUCAGCUGGCCAGCCCGGCUGGCUCUCAGGCCGAGUGGAAGCCGUCCGUCCGUGGCUGGCUGACCAAGGUGAGACAUGGCUAUUCCAAGCUGGUCUGGUGCACUCUCAUAGGGAAGAUGUUCUACUAUUUCCGGAAUCAGGACGACAAGUUCCCCCUAGGUCACCUGAAGGUCAGGGAGGCUAAAGUCGAAGAGGUGGACCGCUCCUGCGACUCGGACGAGGAUUAUGAGGCUGGGGGCCGAGGGUUCCUUUCCUCCCACUUCACCCUGGUCAUCCAUCCAAAGGAUCAAAGCCCGACUUACCUGUUGAUUGGAACGAAACAGGAGAAGGAUACCUGGCUCUACCAUUUGACUGUGGCAGCUGGGAGCAGCCGUUCCAAAGUAGGUACAGAGUAUGAGCGGCUCAUUGGAAGACUGCUGGACGUCGAUGGACAGUCAAACUCGCCCAUCUGGAAGCACCCAGUCCUGUGCUGCAGUAAAGACGGCAUCCUCAAUGCCCUUACCACCCUCCCCUCCGACGCACUGCAAACAGAAGCACUGAAACUCUUCAAGUCAUGCCAAUUGUUCAUCAAUGUGCUGGUGGAAGCCCCUUCAAUUGACUACCACGUGUCACUGGCUCAGAAUGCACUUCAGGUUUGCUUGACGCACACGGAGCUACAGAACGAAAUCUACUGUCAGUUCAUUAAACAGACCAGCAAUAGGCAGCCACACAACUUCUCCCUCAUACAGUGCUGGCAGCUCCUGGCGCUGUGUGUCGCUCUUUUCCUUCCCCAACAUCACUUCCUGUGGUAUCUCAAGCUUCACCUCCAACGCCACGCCGACCCCAGGACGGAGAUAGGUAAAUAUUCCAUCUACUGCCAGAGGUCAGUGGAACGCACACUGCGGAACGGGGACCGUGAGGCCAAGCCAUCCCGGAUGGAGAUAAUGUCGAUCCUCCUACGAAACCCUUAUCACCACUCUCUGCCAUUCAGUAUCCCUGUCCAUUUCAUGAAUGGAACUUACCAGGUUGUGGGGUUUGAUGGUUCCACCACUGUCGAGGAAUUCCUGCACACAUUGAACCAGGAGAUAGGGAUGCGCAAACCUUCACAGUCGGGAUUUGCACUCUUCACGGAUGAUCCAUCCGGAAAGGAUCUGGAGCACUGCCUACAAGGCACUGUGAAGAUUUGUGAUGUCAUUUCGAAGUGGGAACAAGCCCUGAAAGAACUUCACCCUGGGAAAUACGAGAGCAACAGGAUAGUGAGGCUGAUGUACAAGAGCCGAAUGUAUUUCAGAGCUCAGGCGAAGGGGGAAACAGAACGAGAGCGCCUCCUGCUGACUUACCAGGUUAAUGACGAGGUGGUGAAUGGGCGAUUCCCUGUCAGUAAGGACCUGGCACUGGAGGUGACUGCGUUAAUGGCACAGGUGGAGUACGGAGAUCUGGCUCGCCCUGCCCCUUCCAGUCCAGGGGGCAGCUCCCAGUCCAAGAAUCAACAGUUUCUGCAGCAGGUUCUGGAGAAGUUCUACCCCAAGCACUACAGACAAGCCUGUACCCCGGAGCAGCUCAAGCGACUAUGCGACAGACUGGCUACCAAGUGGAUAUUACUGGGGGGUUGCAGUGGAGCUGACUGUGUGCGCAUUUAUCUGACCGUGGGCCGGAAGUGGCCACUGUUUGGAGCAAAACUGUUCGAUGCUAAGCCAAUUGCACCUUCACCACUUGAAGAGAAGCCUGUUUGGUUAGCUGUGAAUGAAGAUGGUAUCAGCAUACUGGAGUGCAGUACAAUGCAUCUGGUGCUAAGUUACUCCUACCUGUCUAUCAUGACUUUUGGAGGCUAUCGCGACGACUUUAUGAUCGUACUCAGCAAGCCCAAGGAUGAAAGCCCAGCAAAGACCACUAUAGAGAAGCUAGUGUUUGCCAUGGCAAAGCCUAAGAUCCUGGAGCUGACGCUGAUACUCGCCAGCUACAUCAACUACAGCAGCUGUCACCCGCUGGCCAUCUUGUCCAGCUUGCCGCCGACAACCUUCUCCGGCAAGAAACUGUGGGAGAUCGACAGCAAACACUUCCCGAGCAUGACGCGGACGACGCAAGGUCCUACCCUGCUCUGAGACCCAUUGUUGACCGGUGGCGGACGGCAUGGAGCUGUGCCCAAGCUAUCAAAAGACAAACCACUUGGAUGGUUCAAAUGGUGCAUGGUUCACUGUUAUGUUGAACUUUGUUGUGGUUGUGUGUAUUUAUGUGCUCGAAUAGUAUUUAGACUUCGUUUUUUUUUUAUUAAUGCUUCAAAUACCACCUCUGCCCAUCAUUUUUGAUGGGGUUCACACCGGUGGCAAAUUGUGGGCUCCUUAGGGACAUUGAUGCUGAGGCUGGUCCACAUGCAACAAACUGGAACGUUCAUGGUUGUUUGGAUGGAUACCAUCCAUUGUGGGAGGUGCCCCCCUUUUGGGAAGGGUGCCCUCUAACGGGAAGAACCCUUCUCAAGGGCCCAUUCCAACCCCUUGUAUUCGUUCCAAACCCCAUCCAAAGCUUCCCCAAUUAUGAUGGGUUGGAAUGCUAAGGGCAAGGUUACAAUGCACAUUGUGCUGCUGCUAAGUUAUUUCUAAGGCAGAGACUAAGAAAGUCCCAGCAGGAACUGGAUACCUGUGGAUGAUAGCAAAAGAUAAACGGCAGCUGUGCCAGGUGUAGGACCUACUGCUUGCAGGAAACACACUAAUGUCACGUAACCCAGUGAAUGGGUCACCAGCACAGUCAUUGAAAGCGGUCCUGAGACCUGUGGAAGCUGUACACUGACCCCUCGCCUUCAGAUUUUACAGUCAGGAUUUAUGGCAAUGCCACAUGUUGCUUUAUAACUAUGGAGAGAGUGGACUGUUCACUCGACAAAUGGUAUUUCAGGCUGUUGCUCGAGGGGCUGCCUUGUAGGGUCUCUGGAAUAACCAACCAAUCCCUCAUCAGAGCCCACCACCCCCACAGCAGCACCCGAUAUAACAAGCAUGUCACUGUUGAACGUGUGCCAUUGAGGUACAAAAGACAUUGGAGUGACCCUCUAAGUAGAGAGGGUGCCAACAGCUCAGUGCAAGCAUCAUUGCAUGGCACUUCCCUGGAGGUAAGGUCAAAGGCUGGCCAUGGGUAAUUCAGCAACCGAGUCCUUCAAUCAAUGUCUCCAUUGUAUUUAAUGAUUGGAAAAAGAAGUCACCUAGGGUUUGUGGAAGGGACCAUCAUAUGCGUUAAGUUACCUAGCUUUGUCCCUUGGGUCACUGGGGGCAAAGUCACCCCUGCACACUGCAGCUGCUAGUGCCCAGUGAAUGGUACAGGAGCAGCUAGACACUCGGUCAUGGUGCAAGGCAGUUGGUUAUGGGUGAGCGUGGAUGGCUGCCAAGUUUGGUACGGGGAUCACUAGUGUCUGGUUGUUUGCAGUGGCUGGUGUGAUACUGUGGGGGGAUUGUUUAUCAAAGCAGGUUACGGCCAUAGUUGAGGCUUCACCCCUCCAGCGCUGUUGAUCCAGCUGCCAACUGGGGAGGCUGGUACCGCACCGGGCUUUUGCUUCUACAAAGGGUUUUAUCCUUCCUGCCCACUUACAGCACCCGUUGGUUCGCGGACAGUCAUCGUCCCUUGAAGCAAGUGCAAGGGAGAUGUUUAUAGAAACAUUCUAUUUCUCUCGCGUUUGCAAGGCUGCACCUGAGGUCUAACCCCUGCCUUUGGUAAGUGAGAGAAAGUUGUGCUGGGUCGCUUCCUUCCCUUGAGGAGAUUGUUUAUAAUGAGUGACUACCUCGAGGUCAGUGAGAGCCUGGUGUCCUUAAUAAAAGGCCAUUACUGAAUCAGUUCUUCUCCGUACAAGUGGACAGCGUUCAUUACCACAGCCAGCUCUCAAAUCUCGCUACUCUGAUGCAGUUUUAAAUUCUGACUUCUGGGUUGCUAUCUCAGUAACCAUGACUCAGACUUUAGCACUGUUACCUCUUUUUGCAUUUCACUCUAGCACCUUUAGUCACACUCCUGUGUAGUACUAAAGCAGUGCUGCACUCUCAGAGGUGAGAAGUUAAACUACAGUCACAUCUGCACUCUUGGAUCAAUGUGGAACAAGAGUCCCCGGACCAAUACUUAUCAUUCAUCCAGCAUUUUUAUAUGAUGCUUAUCACAUUGCUGUUUGUGGGAUUUCACUGUGCACAAUUUGGCUGCUGAGUUUCAUCUUAAACCUGGUUACUACACUUCAAAUGUAUUUUGGCUGUAAAGUGCAAUGAGGCAUCCCGUGGUCAAAAGUCCUCUGUUUGGAUGAAUGUUGUUACUGUUUCAUAAGUGAUUUUGUUGAGUUUCUGCAUUGAUGCUAGGGAGUUGCAUAUCAUUGGAAAAUAGUGGUCGGAAGGCUGUGGAAAACUCAUGAGGAAGGAAAUUUUCCAAGUCCACUGCCUUUUACACUCUCAGGAAGUUCCAAAACAAAGCCUUUGUAAAGUAGGGAAAAGUGCUAACACCUCAGUGAGCUCCCAGUGAAGAACAUGGGUACAUGCAAUCAUUUAGAAGCUUCCAACAACCAAUGUCAGUGAUAAAGAUUAGUGGGUUGAAAUAUCCUCUUACUUCCACCCCCUCCAACCAGCCUAAGAGGUAUCUCAGGUCCAUUAUCGGAAAAGCAAUACUCUUUCUACCAUCUCCACUCGCCAGUGCACCAUUGUACCCAGUUGAUUCCCAUAACCUACCGAUGUAUCUGAGUCAGGUUCCUGCCACUGGCCAUUUCAGACUAUUGGCCUAUACUCCAAGUGAGAAUAAAGCUGGGCAAGAUACUGUGCAUUAGUGAAAAUUUGAAAUGAAAGCAGGAAAUAUUGGAAAAUCCUCAGCAACUCAGGAGGAAUGUGUGGAGAGGGGGAAAGAGUUAACAUUUCAGACCAAUGAGCUGUGAUCAGAACUGGGAAAUGUAACACAUUUUGAGAAAGUACCAAGCCAGGUGAAAAUGAUGUGGGGGUGCUGGUAGCUGGGAGGUGGUUGUGAGCUGACGCAAGACCUUAGGGAUGGUCUGUGACGGGAAGAAGGCAGGAGGGAGUCAGGGAAAGAGGGACCAUGGCGGUGGGUCCAGAAGAGGAAAAAUGAUUACACUAAAGCUAGUAGCCACACCUGCUGUCUGGUAAAGUGGGACUUGUAUAUGAUCUAGUUGAGCUGGAAUGUCUCACCAGCUCUGUCGCACUCCCCCAAGGAAUUCACCAUUGUGACCUGGUGUGCCUUGCUGGUCUCCUCGGUGAACACAGGAGGCCAUGACCUACCCUCAUCCAUGCUAAUGGGUGCCAAUGUUUAAGGGACACCCACAACAAAACAACUUUACAGCCAACCCUUAACUGCUGCAACUGUGCUCAUUGCCCCAUGACUGGCAUUGAGUCCACUUCAUGUGAAACUAGCAUCAGUAAUAUCUUAUUUUUAGUUUGUAAUGAACAGAACAAGGAACUAAUUACAGUCACGUUAAAGGGGAGGUGAGUGCAGUCAAUGCACGUCUCCUUUUGUAAAAAGGGAGCUGAGUUAUUUUAGUGCCGGUGUAUUCCACUGUAAAUAAAGAGAGAUGAGUAAUGUCCUUGUGUAAAUAGGGAGGUGAGUAAUUUCAAUGCAAAGUAUAUCCCUGCAAAAUAGGUUUUAAAUUUGGGCAUCGCUAUUCUGCCCACUUCAGAGCCUGCACACAGAUGAUUACAUGUACAGAUGUUCAGAACGGCUGCAAAAGCAUGUAAUGCCAAACAGGGGCCAUUACUAACUUUACCUUGAGACACAAGAGUCUGCAGGUACUGGAAUCUGGAGUAAAAAGUACUGCUUGAGGAAUUCAACAGUUUACUGGCCAAUUCGAUGACUUAAUUAGAUUCUUCUGAAUGAGAAUGUGUGUUUAUAAGGAACCAACCACAGCCAUGUUUAUGUGCGUAUGAUACAAGAGGCAGUGAUAGAAGGUGCCCAGUGAGCAGAGAGAAGCCAGGAUAAUCACCCAACCUGCCUCCCAUUUCCCAAAGAUGGUGGAUAAUGUUCCAACCAAGUGCCUUUGAUCAUUGGGGAUGAACUGGGUUUAGGUGGACUUAGUGUUGAAACCUCUGAGAAAAAUCAGAAGCAGUUCACAUGAUUUGGAAUGAAGUGACUGUUACGUGGGUGAAAUCAGCAGCCAAUUGCCACACUGCAGAAGGUCUAUGUAAAAGAGUGACGGCUCAUUAAUUUUGUUUUUGCUAAUGCUGGGUGAAAGGGAAGUGUUGGUGAGGAUCCAGAGAAUCAUAAUUAAUCUACAUAGUGCUUCUCAGAGUUGUUGGACUGUGCAUGUUACCCUUCCUUUGUUUCUGCCCGGGAGUCUCCCAUUUACUCCUGCCUGGUUCUCCCUCAAUCCUGACUGUCAUGCCAACACAAGGCAGAAAUGGACAGGAUUCUUUGGUUGGAGUAGUUUUAGUUUUGUUUCAUUUCGUUGUCUGGCACUUGGCAAGAGCUGUGAGGGAAAUGGGUGCACUCCUAGCUCUGUGCCAGACUACCAGGUGUAUGUUGUGUUGAUUUUUUCCAGGACAGUUUGUCUGUGUACUGUAGCUGAUCGAAAUGUGGGCAGGAGCAGGUGCAAAACGUGCCAAAACAUCAGGCAGCUUCACUUCAGCUGUGUGGUGUUGAUGGCAGGGAAGAAAUGUGAGUAAUGACAAUCUGCCAAGGUCAGGUAUUUGGUCUGAGCUGUUGCUCAGUACACCCUUAGCAUUUAUACUUCUUAGACUGAGCCAGAGACCCCGUUCCUUGAUCUAAGAUGUCUCCUGACGUUCAGCAGCACAGGUGCUCCACAAAAUUGUGACGGAGCUUGAAUCCCAGGAGCUGCCAGUGAUGCAAAGCUUGGGGGAGUUCAGCUUCCAGGAUUUGGGAGGGGCCUGCUUUACCAAGCCUCUUACCAAGGUGGUUGGAAGUUGACCGAUGAGAUUCCCCACUAAUCCAGCCGUCUCCCUUCCCAUGCAAAGGCGACUGCCAGCUGAUUGUGGGGAGUCAGGUCGGACUAUCCAACCUGAGGUGAGAUGUUGUAAUAUCUCUGAUCACAGGACUGGGUGCUGUCCCUCAAGCAAUACUGAGUCUAUCCAACUCAUUAGGCCAAAAGAGCAAGUCAACUUCCCAUUCCAGCAACACUGGCUGGUUUCAGAUCUCCCUGAAGUCCAACAACCAUAACCAAGCAGAGACAGUCUCUGAUGUAUAAUGUGGUCAGCAUAGCCCUACCAACCUAACAAGUUUUUAUUUUAACUGUGGUCAUAACUGACCAAGAGAUGUGCAAGGAUACUUUUCUGAGACUGUCUUAGCUUCAGCAAUAUUACAGUCAGCCACGUUUACAGGCAGUGGUGGGUGGUGGCACAUGUGGUUGGGCUAACAAAAUUUUGAAGUACUGAUGGCCAUUUGAGUAGCCACUAGCUAAUCCCAUCACCUUUUUGCAGCUGUUCCCCUGUCUAGUGCUGGGAGGAGGAUGAGGGUCUGACUAGUGAAAGCCAUGUUGGCAAUUAUUUCACUACAGCUGUAGGUAACUUGUAGCACUCCUCAUCCACUUCAAACUUGCACACAGAGUCAAAGCUGAUGGUAUGGGAUCUGGUGAUAGAACAGAAUUCUCACAGGGCACAUUGUGUCUUUCCUCCCUGGUUAUUGAGAGUAUAAACACUGCACACUUUGUGGUAUAAAUUGAAUACUUGAACAUGACAGGGCAAAUCCAUUUCUGAGUGGUUAUACCCAAUGUACUGUAGCUUUUAUUUAUUCCAGCUGUUGAAGUGAACAGUGAAGGUUUUCUCACUUUAACUUGAGUUGUCUAUAGUUUGAGAAUCAUAGUAUGUGUAAGAGGGUUAUACUGGAAUAUUCUCACACUCCCCUCCUUCCAUGACUGGUAGACAAAAUAAAGUGAUACCAAAACCA